CCAACCUUGUGAUGACAAUUCACAGCAUCGAACAACAGAAUAAUAUUCGCGCUACAAUAAUUCAAUCCAUUUUUCAUUUUCCGAUCAAAUCUAAACUCUUCGAUUUCGUAACUAUCUCCGCCGAUGAAAACUCCGAACAACAACCACCGUGAAAAGCUCCGGCGUCUCGCCGGCAAUAACAACAACCACCGUUCUCGGAAACGAUCCUUCAAGAGAGAUAUUGAACACGUCGCUUCUGAGACUUACUUGAUGACUCGUCUUGCCUUCACCCUUCUUCAAUAUCUCGGGGUUGGUUACCGUUGGAUUACACAAUUUCUAGCUCUUGUUAUAUAUGCCAUGUUUCUUUUGCCCGGCUUUCUACAAGUUGCAUAUUGCUAUUUCUUCUCAAACAGGGUAAAGCGAAGCAUUGUUUACGGAGAUCAGCCUAGAAACAGGUUGGAUCUAUAUCUACCUGCUGAUGUCUGUGAACCUAAGCCAGUUUUGAUCUUUGUAACUGGGGGAGCAUGGAUUAUUGGGUAUAAAGCAUGGGGAUCCCUUUUAGGACUACAAUUGGCAGAAAGAGACAUUAUGGUGGCGUGCAUUGAUUACAGAAAUUUUCCUCAAGGAACCAUCAGUGACAUGGUAAAUGAUACUUGCCAGGGAAUUUCCUUCGUCAUCAACAACAUAGCUAGUUAUGGAGGCGACCCUGAUAGGAUUUACCUAAUGGGACAAUCUGCUGGUGCGCAUAUUUCGUCGUGUGCUUUACUGGAACAAGCAACCAGAGAAACUAAAAACGGAGAUGGUGUUUCUUGGAGCGUUUCACAGUUAAAAGCUUAUUUUGGUUUAUCGGGAGGAUACAACUUAUUGGAUUUGGUCGAUCACUUUCACAAUAGAGGCUUGUAUCGUUCCAUUUUUUUAAGCAUAAUGGAAGGUGAACAAUCUUUGAAGAAAUUUUCUCCCGAACUCAAAGUUCAAGAUCCGUGCAUCAAAGAUUCCAUUCCUCUCUUGCCCCGUAUAAUUCUUUUCCAUGGAACUGGUGAUUAUUCCAUACCAUCAACCGCCAGUGAAAAGUUUGCUGAUGCUCUUAAGGAAGCUGGGGCUAGUGCUGAGCUGAUUCUAUAUGAUGGGAAAACACAUACAGAUUUGUUUGUCCAAGAUCCACUCCGAGGUGGUAAAGAUGACCUAUUUGAUCAUGUACUUGCUACAGUACAUUCUGAUGAUAGUGAUGCUCUUGCAAAGGAUGCCAUGGCACCACCAAGACGACGGCUUGUUCCUGAGAUUUUAUUAAAGAUAGCCAACAAUAUCAGUCCCUUCUAACAUUCUUGCUGGCUGGAUUUUCAUCUUCCCCUUGACAUUUUAUACAAUAUUGUGUAUUUCUUAUUCAUAUAUACACCUCAAACUCUUCAUUCAUUGAAUCACACUAUAUUUCUUGGGGUAUAGGUUGAGGUUCCUUAUAAUAUAGACUAUCAGAAUGCAGGGUGUUACCUAGAUGUUCAUGUUACAGUCAUAUAUUCUAUGCACUUUUGUAUGUUAAAUUUAAUUAGUGAAGUAAUUGGUUAUGCUUCUUUA
Medicago truncatula (barrel medic) is the source of this 1548-nucleotide messenger RNA. RefSeq names its product probable isoprenylcysteine alpha-carbonyl methylesterase ICMEL2. Bases 124 to 1296 code for a protein of 390 amino acids. The transcript is spliced from 11 exons. Lineage: Eukaryota; Viridiplantae; Streptophyta; Magnoliopsida; Fabales; Fabaceae. The record is from RefSeq and is a predicted model, not a curated record.